AUGAGAACGAGAGAGAAAGAAAAGAAAAUUGACUAUAGGAAGAAAGAGAGAGAGGGUCAGGAGCGUGAGAGCUCUGAUACCAUGAAAUUUGAGAUCGACCAUCUCAACAAUGAACAUUUGGUAUCUGUAGAAGGGUACCAUGACGAAGAGUCUCGUGUCAUUCAAGCACUUCAAUUUAAAACUAACAUCAAAACUUCUGAGCUGAUUGGAUAUGAAAAGGGUAAGAAGUUUUCGCUUGGAGAAAAGGGAAAGAAAAUCAUUGGGUUUCAUGGCUACGCUGAGAUGAACCUCAACUCUCUCGGAGCAUAUUUCACAACAGUUUCUAUUACUAAAUCGGCAAAGCAUGGUGGUAAUAUUGGACAUCAAUGGGAUGAUGGUGUUUUUGGCGGCAUACAGAAAGUGUAUGUUGGUUGUUGUAUGAAUCGUGUAAAAUGUAUCACUUUUGACUACAACAAUGGUCACACAAUUGUUAAGCGUCAGCAUGGGUGGAGCACAUCAUUCCUAGUAGAGUUUGAGCUGGACUAUCCAAAUGAAUUUAUCACAUCUAUGGAUGGGACUUUCACAGGCUCUCGUGCAAUCAAAAUGAACAUUACUUCUUUGGUUUUUAAAACAUCAAAAGGCAGAAGUUCUCCGACAUUUGGAAUCGUGACUAGGACCAAAUUCGUGUUGGAGACCAAAGGCUGUGCUAUAGUUGGUUUUCAUGGAAGAACCUUUUUUGAUUCUCUUUCUGCUAUUGGAGCAUAUUUUGCUUCAUUGCCUCUUCCUCCUACUGCGGAGAAACUAGAAGCACGAGGUUAUGAUCGAGGAGCUUGUUGGGAUGAUGGUGUUUAUGAUGGUGUUAGAAAAAUAUAUAUAGGACAAUGUGAAAAUGGUAUCGCAUUCCUCAAGUUUGUGUACGACAAAGAUGUUCGAAUGGUUAUUGGAAACGAUCAUGGAAACAAAACACCACUUGAAGUCAAAGAGUUGGAGCUCGAGUUUCCAGAUGAACACAUCACAGCCGUAGAGGGUUUUCGUGGUAAGGGAAAUAGAAGUGAAGUCGAGGUUAUAACAAUGCUAAGGUUCAAGACCAACAAACGAACAUCUAUAUCCUUUGGAUUUGAAUCUAGAUCAAGCUUUGUGCGCAAGAAAGAAGGAUACAAAAUCGUUGGGUUUCAUGGAAAAGCAAGUAACAUGAUUCAUCAGCUUGGGGUCCAUGUGGUGCUCUCUACUUAG
Molecule: messenger RNA, 1212 nt
Organism: Microthlaspi erraticum
Lineage: Eukaryota; Viridiplantae; Streptophyta; Magnoliopsida; Brassicales; Brassicaceae
Source: the annotation of a GenBank genome assembly